Molecule: messenger RNA, 4115 nt
Organism: Synchiropus splendidus (mandarinfish)
Lineage: Eukaryota; Metazoa; Chordata; Actinopteri; Syngnathiformes; Callionymidae
Product: tissue factor-like
Exons: 7
Coding region: 86-964 (292 amino acids)
Biological process (GO): blood coagulation
Cellular component (GO): membrane
Molecular function (GO): protein binding
Source: RefSeq, a predicted model, not a curated record
AGCUCCCGCACUCUCUCACACAGUGAAGCAGGGGAAACAUCUUUAGCUUAUAUGUGAUCUACAUUAAGGAGUGACGGACGGGAACAUGGCCUGUAUCAGACUUUUGCUUUCACUAGGGGUUUCUGCCUGGAUGGUUGUAGCUGCAGAUGAAGAAUCACUGGCUAAGGCAGAUAAUGUUCGCUGGGUUUCCGUGGACUUUAAGACCGUCCUCACCUGGUCAUACAAGGAGUCAGACCAACUUCUUCAUGGGUUCACUGUGCAGUACUCCAGAGACGGUGGCGACUGGAUGCAAAAUCCUGACUGCAUCGAGAUUCUUUCCACAGAGUGUGACUUAACCGCUUACCUUGAUCCGCUGGACAGGACCUACUCUGCUGACAUUCAAACGGAGCACAACGAAGACCUGGAUGAGUUCACACACACACUCGCUCCUGAUUUCAACCCAUACAGAGAAAGUGAGAUCAGCCAUGCAAACUUCACAGUGGAGUCUUCGGUAAAAGGCAGAGUGACUGUGGUGAUCGAUGACCCUUUGACCAGCAUAUAUGAAAGAGGGAAGCAGCUAACAAUUAGAGACAUUCUCAAAAAUGACCUCAAGUACAAGAUCAGCUACUACAAAUCUGGAAGCACAAGGAAGAGAGAUAUGAUAUCGGACUCCAGCACAGCUGAAGUUUUGGGGCUGGAUGAAGGUCACAGCUACUGCUUCAUGGUGGCUGCCUACAUCCCAUCCAGACCCACACACACGCAGCAGGGAGCGUGGAGCACACAGCUGUGCACACCUGGACAGUCGAUUGUGUUAGACAUGAGCCUUGGAGUUCUGCUUGGUACACUCUUUGUACUGUUCAUCUUCCUCUGCAUCAUCAUCAUUGUCAUAGUCCUCUGGUGCAAGUGGCGGAAGCAACGACCCCAGCAGAUGGUACACACCUCCACCGUGGUCGACACGGAGGCGGCCAUUAGUUUCAGCAGGUGAGGAUUUUCUCGGCUCCAGUCAUUCUUGGUGAAGCUGGUGCCGUUUGAACAUAGCCAAGUCUGCGUGUCUCAUGAAGCUGGACUUUCGUUUGAUCUUUGUUCAUAUUUACUCCCAUCCCGAUGAAUGAAUUAAUUUGUGACUGUGCAUGUUGCGGGUAUGUGACUUCUGUAGAGAUCUUUGGUAAGCACCGUAAUUGUCUAUUCAAGCUCCAACUUUGGCUUUAUGAAUGUGAUUGUUUGCAACAACAAAAAAACGCUCCCUUCUCUAGUAAUCUUCUCAAGCACAUUAUGUACUACAAUUUUUUAAUAGACUGAGUGAUGUAGUAUAUCAGGGAAAGUGUCUAUUCUAUUCUGAAAGGUGCAGAGAAAUAAAUUAAGAUUUCUAAAAACCCUGCAGGGGUGGUCGUUUUCAAUUUUCAAACUCUCCGCACUUGUUUCAGAUUAGAGGAAAGAAGCUAUGAAUGGCAAUGUAAUUUUGGAGCAUUAGAGUGACUUGCAGUAAGUCUGGAGGAAACCGAUGGAUGUUGAUGGUGCAGGGGUCGAAAUAUUCAUUAUAUUACCAGCAGUUUUUCUUGUUUUGUAACUAACUGAUGUCCCAUUUGUCCAGAUGUGUAGAUCUUCCAUGAGCUCCGAUGCAGACAGGUUUUCAACACCUUAAAAAUCAAAACAAGUUUUUGCUUCAUGCCUACAAUGUGUAAAAAGCUCUGAUUGGGACCAAUGAUCUCAGUCAACAGCAAACAGUAAAUUUACUUCAGCAUAAAUGAAAUGACACUGGUGGCAUCAGAAACGACUUGUAUUUUGUCAUGUUUCCAACACAGUAACACACAUAUCACAAGUUAUAAUCGUCACAAGAUAACCAGGGGCAGAUGGCUUAACAGCAGGAUGGGCUUAACUAUGAGUGAUGGAAACCUUGGCUUGUAUUGUGAGUGCACACACAUACACACACACACAUCUAUUCAAACUAAUGUAAACAAGUGCAUGUUUACUGGUGUAACGACAGGAUCUCUGCUUCAAAGGAAUAUGUACGUUCUACAGUUUUUAAAGUCUGGUAAACACUGACCACUUUUUUCAUCACUUCAGAACUGAAACCAAUGAAAGAAAGAUGUUAGACUGCAUCUCUUCGGUAUUCACUUCUUCAAAGAGACAAUGAGUUUGUAAUGAGAACAGGUCAGAUCUGAAUCAUACAAAUAUGAGUAAAUAUUGAUUGAGAAAUCAAUGACACAUGGCCAUAUGUGUGCUGCGUAACAGGAUGAUACUGAUAACAAAGUAAAGGUUUGCUCAAGAGGUUCACAGUGCCAUGUAAAGAAAAGAGGUAGGCCUGAACUGACCGUGUACAGUGAAGUCACAGAGUCCACAAGGGACAAACAAUGUUGGCGGUUAACUUGUCGCAUAUGACUACUGCAGAGCUGGGUUAUGGUUAGGGUCAUUUGUAGAUAUACCCCAGCACAUUCAAAUCACCGGUAUCAUCUCACAGCAUUUCUAUCAGCCACAGUGAGUCAGCCUACUUGGCCUCAAUCAUGUGCACCAUCUGUAGUCAGACCUGUUGGAUAACACUGACAUUACUGAGAUCAGACACGUCAUUCCAAAACUCAUGCAUGACAGUAGGUCACUGCGCAUGUUUUCAUCUGAAAACCCAUAGUUAGCUGCUCUAUCCUGGACAUUCUCUCCUCUCCUUGUUGCCAUCAGGCCACCAGUUCCAUCGCCUAUGAACUAACACUGAGAGGAAGAGAAGAAGGUUCUUCCCUCAGGUCAUCCGUCUACAGAAUGAAGAGUGUUGUCUCUUUCAUACAUGCAAACGCAUGUGCACACUCACCUUUUUACAGCUUUAUUUUUUAGUACUUAGUAUUCCAUUGUAUUUUUACUUCUCUGUACGGCACUCUAUGUUUAAAACUGCCCAACUGGAGCAGGGACAUAAAGAAUUUCACUUUCCACUGUACAGUGUGUAUUGUGUGUGUGACAAACAUCUUGAACAACUGUCACUAGAUGCCAAAUAAACAAGUUAGCUUGUUUCAUAAGUGUUUCAUUCAUUGAAAUCAUUAUUACUCACUCGCACCUUUUUUCUUGGUCAUUUCUGUCUUGGUCUUCUGUGGAGUGCUGCUCUCGUUCUAAGUCUGCCUUUACAGAUUAUUCUACAUCCCCAAACAGGUUUCUCCCAAACCAAUCCCCACUGCUGUCGCUUGUGGUCCACCCUUUCACUACUUCCCAUCCAGUUCGACAUACAUGAUCCAAUCACUCAUCAUCCUCAACUCUUUUUUCCCCUCAUCCAUUAACAGAUCGGAAAACUCCUUUUCUUUUUCAGGAAGUUGCCUCUCCUGAAGAAGCUUACUCAAAUGUAUUAGAAAUGUAUUGGAGCAUCAGGCCUCUUAAGAGUGAGAGGCAAGGACAAGUGUGCUAUUAAAACUCGUUGUUGGCCUGAUGAAUUUGUUCCUUCAGAUGUGAUAUACUGUACAACAAGUGACGGGUUCAUAAAGCUUCAUGAAACAGUGUCCUUAUUUACAGUGCUCAGUAGAUGGCGCUGUAGGUUUAAAAAUAACGUGACGUUUCAUUGAUUUUAGAGAGUGCCACUGAAAAUGGGUUACAUGAAGAUAUAUAUUUAUGUAAGCCCAUCUCUACUGGUAACCACAGCACACUUUUCACUGUAUUUACUAUUCAGGCAGCAACCAAACCUUUCUCUAAUGUAUUAUGGGGGAAAAGUUUUUCAGUUAUUUAAAAAAAAACACAAUACAAGAAGAUGACCAUAUUGUUGUCGGAUCAGCUGGUCCCAGCUUUGGUCUGAAUUCCAUUUUAAUCUUCACAGCGAAAGUAUUAUUGCCAUUAAGAUGUUGAUUCUUUUCUCCCCAAUCGUGCCUCAGCACCAUUCGUUGUGUUCUACAGGGAUGGAUAUGAUCUCACUUCAGGUCGAUGCCCUGAUUCUGGAACUUCGCUUUCUCCUUUGCCUGUAACACACAUAACACAAUGAUUUGAGUCACUCGUUUAAAAGCAAAACCUUGGCUGUACAUCACGCUAAAUGUCGAGAAUGGCAGGAUGAUGAGAAGAGGUUAUUUAUGGCUGAGUGCUGAAUCCAUCAUUUUGGGUCUGAGCUCUGCGGAGACGCCAUGCUCAGGAAACUAGCUAUCUUCUUUCAUCAGCUCAUACAAGGUAGGGCCACAGGA